This is a messenger RNA of Neoarius graeffei (lesser salmon catfish), 1072 nucleotides long. RefSeq lists its product as uncharacterized. The record is from RefSeq and is a predicted model, not a curated record. NCBI's taxonomy places the organism in Eukaryota, Metazoa, Chordata, Actinopteri, Siluriformes, Ariidae. Gene Ontology annotation, biological process: response to bacterium. Bases 9 to 1025 code for a protein of 338 amino acids. The transcript has 6 exons.
CGAGAAGGAUGUCUCCAGCCUUGAGCCUUCUUUUAUCUCUGGACAUGAUAUUUCUGGUCCAAGCUGUGGAUUUUUACAUCCCGUCAUUCAUCUCAGUGAAGCAUGGAGAACGUGUUUCUCUUAACUGCACGUUUCUGGACAACAGUAACUCAGAUCGUGCAAUUUGGUACAAACAAAGAUCUGGAGAGAUACCUCGGGAAGUUGGAGGAAGGUUUUCACACGCGGAUGCCAAAAUUUCAUCUCAGUUCAAGACGUCGGGAGUGAAAGUGGAGAGAAUUAAUAAUGGAAUUUCUAUGACGAUAUCACAUGCAAAAAAAGAUGAUGAAGGACUUUAUUUCUGUGGACUAUCGAACUGGGAGAAAGUAAAAUUUUCCAAUGGAACAUUUUUGGCUGUAACAGGUGAUGGAGAUGUAAAAGUGUCAGUGAUCCAGAGCGGCGUGUUGGACUCGGUUCCUGCAGGAGCGUCAGUGACUCUGCAGUGCUCGGUUCUCUCUGAGAGCAGAGCAGCAGAACACCAAGUGCUCUGGUUCAGAGCUGCUUCACCACAAUCCCAUCCUCAAAUCAUUUACACUCAUCACAACAGCAGCCGUCAGUGUGAGAGCGGCUCUUCUACACACACCUGUGUGUACGACUUCUCCAAGAACAUCCUCAGCAUCAAUGAUACUGGAACUUACUACUGCGGUGUGGCCGUGUGUGGGAAGAUCAUUUUUGGGAACGGGACUCGAGUACAGUUGGAAUCAGUGGAUCCUGUAGUGAUCUGCCUCACUGUCGCUUUGGGAGUGUGUGUGGUUGUGAUCUCCGUUCAAGCUGUGCUCAACUGUAAAAUGAGAAACUCAAAACAAUGCAAUGUGCGACUUCAACAAGGUUCUGUCAUCAAAGGCCAAAACCAGACUGACAAUGCAGUGGAUCUGAAUUACGCUGCCUUGCAUUUCAAUAAAGGGAAACCCAAAAGUGAAAGGAGGAAGAACAAACGUCCGCAAGACAUCAUCUACUCUGAAGUGACACGUCUCACUGUCACUGACUAACUCAUUCGAUCUCUCAUUCCUUCUCCUUCCUUGAUUCUAAAAUUUGC